AUGGCCACGCCCAACGUGUCAUCGGAGAUGGCGCAAUUCUUCGAUUUCGGAGAAGCUGCCAUGCCUGAUACAAUCCAGGAUGUCUUUUUCGAUUUCAUUCACACCCUCCAAUUGCCGGCUGCCCUGCUAACGGACCUUAGCUGUCUUUGCCAUGAAUCACAGGAUGUUCAAACUUCACAAGAUCUUAUUGCAGGGACAGCAUCCGAUGCUGCCGUCCCCUCUGGACCGGAGUGGAACUCAGACUUUUCCAGUUGGAUUCCCACAUAUUCCAAGCCUGCAGACCCAUGCGACUAUUGCCGCUCUCGAUCUCUUGAAUGUUUUAUCUACAACACAGGAGGAGGCGUUCAGUCUGCUUGUUCCCCGUGCAAUGCGUUAUUCCGACCAUGCAGCUUCAGCGAGCCAGAGAAGAUGGUCAUGCAGAAUAAGAGGACGGCUAUCGACACAUUAGCCUCACUGCCCGAGGACAUUGCGCGUAACUUCGGUACUCUGACUGGCAGGAAGCCAUUACGGUCCUUGGGUCACGUGGGCCCUAUUGAGGAAUUCGUUGAUCCUGAUAGCGAUAAGACCAAGAGGGGGGCUUCUGCUGCACGAUUCCCUCGAGGCGCCGUCAAGGUUCUAAAGGAAUGGAUGAAUCAGCAUCGCGAUCAUCCUUAUCCUACCGAGGAAGAGAAGGAAACAUUGGGGCUCCUUACCGGCCUAUCAAUGAAUCAGAUAUCGAACUGGAUGGCCAACACUCGGCGAAGGCAGAAGAAUAGGCCUAAACGAAGUGCUUCCCCAAGCAUCAGACCAAACACACAACCGAUGAACAUUCCUGAUGGCCGAACAUGGGACGAAAUGAAUCCAUUCGAGCGAUGGAAGCACUCGCCCCCCGAGAACGAACCGGCCCCCUUGACAGCCAUUGCCAAAGCCGUCGAAACGUUCGAUCCCCCACAGCCAGAUAGUCUCUCCAGCAGCUACAACGGACGCAGUCGUAAAGGCAACUCGAGCGGAAGUACGGGAAGCUUUUCACUCUUCAAAGCGCCUUCCACAACAUCACUGGAGACUGGCUUUACAAACAUGUCCUCGGGAUCACUUCAGUCACACGGGACUGCUUGGUCACACGGGUCACGCAACUCUUUCGGGUCUCUCACCAGUCUCAACUCGCAGAAGGAGAGGCGACGACGACGAAAGAUGCCUACACGAACUCCGAAGCUGGAUCUGAGCGCCGCACCUCGUCCCUUCCAGUGCACUUUCUGCACCGAUACCUUCAAGAACAAGUACGACUGGUCCCGCCACGAAAAGUCCUUGCAUUUAUCACUCGAGAAAUGGAUCUGUGCGCCAAUCGGAGAGGUCAUCAUUUGUACAGCUUCCGGUCAACGAAAAUGCGUCUAUUGCGAUGCUAUCGAACCCUCAAAAGAGCAUCUGGAAACGCACCAUUAUCACGAAUGCGCGGAGAAAGGCCUCGAGGCGCGAACUUUCUAUCGAAAGGAUCACCUCAGGCAACACUUGAGGCUCAUGCACGGUUGUAAGAUGACCAGUAGUAUGGAAUCCUGGAAAGCUGAAGCGCAAUAUAUAAACUCGCGUUGUGGAUUUUGUGACAAAUCAUUUGAUAAGUGGCAGGAUCGGGUUGAUCACUUAGCAAAGGAGUUCAGGAAUGGCGCCAACAUGAAGAAUUGGAAAGGCUGCAGGGGUUUAGAUCCCAGCGUUGCUGCACAAGUCACCAAUGCUAUGCCUCCGUACCUCAUCGCGGACGAGUCCAAGUCACCAUUCCCCUUCUCUGCGGGUAAUACUCAAAGUCUCAAGCACCACAAUACCUGCUUGCAGCAAGACGAUUUCCAGUUUCUCCUCCCUUCAGAUUCGGCCAGUACCAGGGUCGACAACUUGGGUGACAGGUAUACGGAUGGCUCCGCCUCUUUGAGCCCGUUGGCCGUUCCUACCAAUACGCCUCAGCAUCAGCUCUCCUCUUCCAAAUCACCCAGCCCCCAUCCAAAUGCUACGUGCUGGGAGAUUCUUACCCUUCGUCUUGGCCAAUUUGCCCGGCAGUACCUGGAAACACACGAACCCAGCUCUUUGACUGAUGAGAUGCUUCAACAACAGGCUCGCUUUAUUCUUUACGAUAGCGAUGAUCCGUGGAACCAGACGUCGGCAGACAACGCUGAAUGGCUAGCCUUGUUCAAGAAGUCACACGGCAUUCCCUCAUCGUCUACUUUCACUAAUUGGUCAAGUCAUGAAGUCUUAGAAGAUCUUGGAAUUCGGCAAGACACGAAAUUGGACACAAGUUUCAACCUUAGUAACUUUACGAAUAUUGCUCAUGACACUUCCCAGGCCGACGAGUCGUUGGUAUACGAGUGCUUGUUGGCCGGUACACUGAACAACUCGAAGAAUGCCCAGUCGAUGUUCCGAUCUGGAACGCCUUUGACCUUGCCUGAACUGGCGUCAUCGACAACCUCUGGAGCAUCCAACUACCCUCUCACCUCUAACUUCGAGCUUCAAGGUCUAGAUGCACCUAUCUCUGAAUUGGGCUGCACAGUUCCUGGUGGACCAUGCAUUGGCGAGAAUGGCGAGAUAGGAUACGCCGUCAGCAGUGCUUCAAACUCGCGCAGAUCCCAAGACCUUUCCCUCGGCAACCCUGGCUUCCUGGCGCCCAUCCAGGAGAAGAAGUGCACGAAGAGUGGCGACCCCAUCUUCCCGCCAAUCCAAGAACGAGCCUGCGCCAAGUCUGGCGACGCCGUGUUUCCCACCCUCCAGGAAAUGCCUUGCACCACCACUGGAGAGCCUCUCCCAAGCCACUUCGAUAUGAUCGACUGGGACCAGCAAUUCGCGACAUCAGCACGCAUCUCGACGAGCCCGUCUGCCGGCAAGUCAAGCGGAAGCUCGCCGGAUGUGAUUGAGGGCACGAUGGGACAGCCGCAAGUCCUGCGCUGGGGCGAUCACCCACUGGACGCUGGUUUGAUGGACAUGGACUUGGAUCUCGACAUCGAUCUGAGCUCAGUGACCGUGAACGACAAUAACAACGGCCUAUACUAA
Molecule: messenger RNA, 3006 nt
Organism: Aaosphaeria arxii CBS 175.79
Lineage: Eukaryota; Fungi; Ascomycota; Dothideomycetes; Pleosporales
Exons: 4
Coding region: 1-3006 (1001 amino acids)
Biological process (GO): regulation of DNA-templated transcription
Molecular function (GO): DNA binding
Source: RefSeq, a predicted model, not a curated record